Lachancea sp. 'fantastica' is the source of this 3222-nucleotide messenger RNA. NCBI's taxonomy places the organism in Eukaryota, Fungi, Ascomycota, Saccharomycetes, Saccharomycetales, Saccharomycetaceae. The record is from the annotation of a GenBank genome assembly.
AUGGUCGGCAACGGUUUGGAUCUUUCGAGCCUAAAGCACAAGGUGGCUUCCAAAAUGAAGGACAACAAGAAGAAGCCAUCGAAAUCGAGCAAAAAGGACUCUGGAAAACAUGCACAGAGAUCGGAAGAGGGCAAACCAGUGGCGAAAGUAGACUCUAAGGAGAAAAAUGCUGAAAAGGAAGCUAUUCGUCGCGAAGCUUUGGCGUUGGGCGCUUCUGAAAAGGACUUGAAUUUGAUCAGUGGGCUAUCAGAUGAUGAUGAUUUGAGUGAACAGGAGUUUGGCAGCACAAAGCAGGGCAAAGAUAAAGAGUUUGAUGACGAGUUCAAACAGUUUUUGAAGAGCAGUGGUAUUGAUGCUGUUGCUCCUCCUCAGGAUGCGGAAGAAGCAGAGGAGGAUGAACAAGAAGAAGAAGAAGAAGAGGAAGAAGAAGAAGAGGAAGAAGAAGAAGAGGAAGAAGAAGAAGAGGAAGAAGAAGAAGUGGAAGAAGAAGAGGAGGAGGAUAGUGAAUCAGAGUCGAUACCAGAACUUGUCAAAGGCGUUGAGUCUGAAAUGACCGAAGGACCCGAACUGUCAGAUGACGACAAGUCAUUCGAUGAGGAGGGUCCUUUUCUUAAUCAAGACUCAGAUGCUGAAACCGCCGAAGAAAAAAAGGAAGACAAAGACUUGAUUUCGCAAACCCACUUAGUGACCUCAGACAAACUGCUUGUACCUUCAGACGCGGUAUGGCACGAAAUUCCACUGGAUCCUCAGGCAAACGCUCAAAAUGAACCUUUAUCGGCGGACAAAAUCGAAACCUUAUACCAGCGUGCAAAGCAAGCGCUUGAGGCAGACAACACUCUUUACUACGACGAGUUUACAAAAAACUCCUCGCAGAGAAAGUUUAUGUCUCAGAUUUUGAGCGACGGUACCCUCAACGAUAAAAUUUCUGCACUGACGUUGUUGAUCCAGGAGUCACCUUUGCAUAAUACGAAGUCCUUAGAUACGCUCAUCUCUUACUGUGGAAAGAAAUCCAGAAACUCCGCUUUGCAAAGUUUGAACUCUCUAAAAGAUCUUCUGCUGAAUGGCUUACUUCCCGACAGGAAAUUAAAGUUCUUCAAAAAUCAGAACCUUUCGAUGAUGCUCAACAAGAGAACGCUUGCCAUUUUCUACUUUGAAGAUUAUUUGAAGACUCUUUUCUUUCAAGUUUUGCAAGUAAUGGAAAGGUUGUCGCAUGAUCCUAUCAUUCAUGUGCGCAUGCAAGUGCUUUCGCAUAUCUUUGAUUUGCUCACUGCCAAGCCCGAGCAAGAGUUCAAUCUACUAAGGCUGGGGGUUAACAAAUUGGGUGAUAUCGACAAUAAAGUAUCGUCCAAGACCUCUUUCCAAUUGCUGAAACUAGAACAGGCUCACCCAAACAUGAAGUCAAUUGUAAUUGAUGCCACCGUUGAUGUGGCCUUGAGGCCAAGUGCGGAUUACCAUACGACGUAUUAUUCGGUCCUGACGCUGAAUCAAACGAUUUUGAAAAGGUCAGAGGAUAAGAUUGCCAAUCAAUUGAUCAAGACUUAUUUCACCUUGUUCGAAAAGUUUUUGCUGUCUACGGAUUCUGAAAACGCGGAAGGUGGGGACCAUGCUCCCAAAAACAAGCAGGCAAGCUACGAAAACAAGCGCAAGAAGAAUUUUAAGCGCGGUAAAAAGGGUGGGAAGUCGGUGAAGAAUGACAAGACAGAGAAGGAAGUUGUGGAUGAGAAGAACUCUAAACUAUUUUCUGCCAUUCUCACAGGCAUAAACAGAGCUUUGCCGUUCUCGAAUAUGCCUGCUAGUGUUUACGAAGCGCAUCUGGACACUUUAUUCAAAAUCACACACUCUUCGAACUUCAACACCGCUGUUCAAGCCUUGGUACUGAUCCACCAAGUCACACUGAAAGCGGAGCUAAAUGAUGACAGAUACUACCGUACACUUUACGAGAGUUUACUGGACGCACGUUUAGUAACUUCGUCGAAGCAGGGAAUUUACAUGAACUUGCUUUACAAAUCAUUGAAACAUGAUAGCAAUGUAGCUCGUGUGGAAGCGUUUGUGAAAAGAAUCUUGCAAGUGUGUUCGAGCUGGCUUAACGUGGGUGCUUUGGCGGGUAUGUUGUUUCUACUGCUACAACUAGGCAAGGCUGUUCCGCAGAUCAAGAACCUAUUCACCAACACCCCUGCCGACGCCGAAUACGCUUCUGAGGAAGAAGAGGAUGGGAAAACUGAUUCCUCGAGACAGAGGACAUAUGAUAGCGGCAAAAGAGAUCCUAAAUUUGCCAACGCGGACCACUCAUCUGCAUGGGAAAUGCGCCAUUUCUUGAACCAUUACCACCCAACAGUGCAGACGUAUGCGGAGGCGUUUUUGACGAGCUCCGAUGAGGUGACGAAACCGGAUCUGGGCCUAUACACUUUGGCACAUUUCUUGGAUCGAUUCGUGUACCGCAAUGCUAAGCAGAAGCCUGCAACGCGCGGUUCAUCGAUCAUGCAGCCGUUGGGCGGAUCGCACACGGGAUCGCUGAUUGUGCGAGCUUCGGAUGCUCGCGCUACGGGGCUCGAUGCUGUGCCCGCCAACACACAGGAUUGGCUCGCUAAGAAAGCCGACCAGGUGAGUCCUGACGAGCGUUUCUUCCACCAGUACUUCAGCACGAAGCAGAGUGCCAUCAAGCGUGCAGAAAAGGGCAAGGGUUCUGGCGCGAGCCACGAGUUUGACGAGGGCAGCGAUCUGGAUGAGGACGAAGUUUGGGACGCAUUGGUGAAAUCUCGGCCAGAAGUGGAGGACGAUAGUGACGACGAUGAGUCGAUGGACGAUUUGGAGGCGAUGUCGAUGUCAGAGGCGAGCGAUGAGGAGGAGGAGGAAGGAGCCGAGGCGGAAGGAGCCGAGGCGGAAGCUGAGAAAGAAGAAGAAGAAGAAGAAGAAGAGGAUGUAUUCUACAGCUUUGCAGACGACAGUAGUGUUAACGCCAAGAAGCGCACACGUGACGCGGACCUCAGCGACGACGACGAUAGCGAUGACGAGGCACUGGCCAAGGCGUUCCAAAGCGAUAGUGGCAGUGAUAGCGACAGCGACAGCGACGUCCAACAAGAACAAGAACAAGAACAAGAACAAGAUCAAACAAAGCAGCUUGGGAAGGACAAGGACUCUUCGGGCCGCAUGUCACGCAAAAAGCUCAAGGCUCUGCCCGUGUUUGCCUCUGUCGACGAUUAUGCAAGCUAUCUCAGCGACUAA